Molecule: messenger RNA, 1640 nt
Organism: Rhopilema esculentum
Lineage: Eukaryota; Metazoa; Cnidaria; Scyphozoa; Rhizostomeae; Rhizostomatidae
Product: dynein regulatory complex subunit 10
Molecular function (GO): protein binding
Source: RefSeq, a predicted model, not a curated record
AUGCGGGGAGACCAGUCCGAGCAAAAGGAUGCCGCUAGGCUGAAAAAGCUUUUAAAGAACUUGGAUCCUGAACACAAGCAUCUGGAAGAUAUUCAAGCAAAAAGAGUUGGAUAUGCUAUUAAAAUUCUGAAUGACAAUGUGAAGUUGGUCAGUGUAAUAGCAGCUUUGUGCGAUGAAUUUAAGGAUAAACGUUCUAUUGAGACUUCGCAGACACUAGAGAAUGAAAUAUCAAAACAUACCAGUGUUUCAAAGAUUGCUGCGGGGAACCUUUUUGAAAUUUCUGCUUAUCUUCGUGGGAACAUGAGAAUGGAAGAACAGUUCAAAAUUUCAUUGAGAAAUGCUUUUGCAGCUUUGAAAAAAGAGCCAAAGAUAGAGCCAGAAGGCGUUGCAUCAGCAAGUGCCCAGGCUUUGAUCACAACCCUUGACGACCUUUGGGGAAUAGCAAGAGAUCGGCUACUCACGUGUCCAAAAGAGGAAAACAGGAAGCUGGACUAUCUCAGAACAGUUCUUGGCAGAUCAAGGAGAUCAUAUGACUUGAUAAUUAAUCUAGAGAAGCAGUUGCAAGAAAGCAUCGAAGAAAAGAAUGCCAGUAUUUCAUCCCUUGAUCUGUCAAUAAAAGCUUUAGUGUUAGACCUUGAGACAGCAAAUCAAGAUGCACGGAAUGAACACGACCGGAUUUCUUCCGACACUGCAAAACAGAUCUCAUCUGAGGGCAAAGUUCACGACAAAAAUGCGUUUUGUCUAUUAGAGCAGCUUCACUCCCUUCAAAACAAUUUACGAAAAAACAAAAAUGAGCAUUUCAAGGAGGAAACCUAUCUUCGCAAGAAAAGCUAUAAACUUCGAACAGAGUUGCACAACUGGAUAUCAAAAUACGACCAGGAUCUUGAAUGGCGCCAGGACGAAAUAGAAGAAUUACUCGAGCUUCAGGCUUUGAAUCAAUCAGAUUUGAAAAUUUUGGAAGAGCAGUUCUCGAAACUGGAGAUAGAAUAUGAAAAGAUUGUCGAGGAGCGACGAAUAAAAGAAGAAAAAACACAAAAAAGAUUGGAAGAUCUGGCGAUAAAAGUUGGAGCCUCGUUGAAAAUUCAAGCAUUUUGGAGAGGGUAUUUGGUGAGAAGGGUGCUCAGGGGAAGAUAUACUCAUGGAGGAAAAAGAGGAAAGGAUAAAAAGAAGAAAUCAAAAAAAUAAAAAUGGCAUAUUUCUCAGAUAGGGGAAAGCAAAGCUGCCUCAUGUUUUACAAAACACCAGGUUAUUUGUAAAGAUAUGAUACACAAUAGAGACAUAUAUAGAUAAAUUUAAUAUCAAUUUGAUUAUCAAACAAUCUUGUAUCUUGGUGUUUACAAAAACUGCAAAUCAAAAGUAAGUAAAUUAGAAAUUAGUUAAACUUCCGUCUUAGACCUUUAUCAUUAUUGAGAUCAGAAAUGGUUUCAUAAAGUACAAGACAAGGUGUAGCAUUUCUGAAUAAACAGAAAACAUGAUUUUUAUGGAGAAUUUUGCAGCCCAUAGAUUUGGGUAGAAAAUGUUUUUCAUACAGUAAAUUUUGAAGCCUCUGAUUCAAUUCAAGAUGAUAAUUCAAAAAGUCUUAGUAUUCACGUGAUUACAUGCUUGAAUUGCUGAAGUUAACAUCAUCAUCUUCUAUUGUA